Molecule: messenger RNA, 231 nt
Organism: Colletotrichum godetiae
Lineage: Eukaryota; Fungi; Ascomycota; Sordariomycetes; Glomerellales; Glomerellaceae
Exons: 2
Coding region: 1-231 (76 amino acids)
Source: RefSeq, a predicted model, not a curated record
AUGGCGGCCUACUUGAGGGUUGUUGUGAUGGCAUCAACCAUCCAAUGGCUCACCGCUCUUCACGCGACCUCGGCAAAUGCAACCGAGGCCAACAAACGGAAGGGUGGCGAUCUCGCGAUUAUCAUACCAGGGCAUAUUCCCUCCUUUUCCAGUGGGGUGAACGAUGCCUACAUUACUGUUGCUGCCCCUCAAAAUAAUGACCUCAAACCAAGAGCCCAUCUCCACCUGUGA